AUCAACUCAGCCCCAAUGCAAUUCCCCACCAUCUCUUUCACUCGCCUCGCUCUUGUAGUUACUGCCCUGGCAGUCGGCGCCAACGCUGCCGCGGUCGAGAACCGCAUGGGUAAAUGUGUCUGGAACGAGGUUGAACAGGCCUGGAUUUGCUAGACAGGACAUUCCCAGGUCGAAGUCGAUUCUUCACCGCAGUCCAUGGUCAUACAAUAAUUGUACCUCUGCUGCCAUCAAUUUCGCGAUGCCGUCUCUGCCCACUCGUCUGUCGAGUACUCCGUGUCCAUCGUAUAUGCUGCAUGACGGGGACCCAACGUCGAGAUGACAGGCAAGUCGGUUUCCCUUGCCCCCGACGACGAUCGGGUGGCGAGCGAAUGGCGGCCUGGCCAGCGCUGGGACUGAUCCCGUCGACGGCCGGAUUCGUGCAGAUUGAACAUCAGUCGGGAGAUCAUCACGGAGGACGUUCUGUCUAUAUGUGAGCGGCGGUGCUUCACGGAUCUCAAGUAGUGGGACUCGCUCCACGCACAUGCUCGUCACGUUUGUGGCACUCCCGCGAAUGAAGGGCUGGUUACAAUAGACAAUUGAGAUCACACAUUGCGGGAGGGCGGAUGGCUUACGCUGCCCAUCUGUGCGGAGAAGAAUCAGCACAUCUAAUGCAGAUGCCGAUCAUGGAAAACUCAACAGUGUAUGUUCCGAUAUUGAUCGCAUUCGCGACUAGUAUCAGCC
Messenger RNA from Mycena citricolor, 720 nucleotides. NCBI's taxonomy places the organism in Eukaryota, Fungi, Basidiomycota, Agaricomycetes, Agaricales, Mycenaceae. The record is from the annotation of a GenBank genome assembly.